Plasmodium cynomolgi strain B is the source of this 963-nucleotide messenger RNA. Its product is annotated as eukaryotic translation initiation factor 3 subunit 5. NCBI's taxonomy places the organism in Eukaryota, Apicomplexa, Aconoidasida, Haemosporida, Plasmodiidae. Gene Ontology annotation, biological process: translational initiation. Bases 1 to 963 code for a protein of 320 amino acids. The transcript is spliced from 2 exons. Gene Ontology annotation, molecular function: translation initiation factor binding; metallopeptidase activity; translation initiation factor activity. The record is from RefSeq and is a predicted model, not a curated record. Gene Ontology annotation, cellular component: eukaryotic translation initiation factor 3 complex, eIF3m.
AUGAGUGUCAACCGCUACAACUUCAAAGCGCUGAGCUCCCUUUUGAAGGACAAAACGCCGCAGCACUUUAACAUCCUGCCGCAUACCAGCAUCAAGUGCGUAGUCCAUCCGGCUGUAAUAUUCACAAUUUUGGAUGCUUACCUGAGAAGAGAUGAAGACCAAACACAUGUCAUUGGAACCCUCAUGGGGUGCGUCAUCGACGCGAACCUCAUCGAAAUUUCGGAUUGCUUCGUCGAUAAGCAUUCCCUCAAUGAAGGAGGAUUCCUCCAAAUCAUUAAGGACCACCACGAAACGAUGUAUGAGCUGAAGCAGAAGAUUCGUCCCAGAGAUCAGGUAGUCGGUUGGUUCUGCUCCGGUUCCGAGUUAUCCGAGCUCUCCUGCGCUGUGCAUGGCUGGUUUAAAGAGCACAACUCCAUUUCGAAGUUCUACCCCCACUCCCCCCUAAACGAACCGAUACACCUGUUAGUGGACGCUGCACUAGAAAGUGGCUUCCUUAACAUCAAGGCCUACGUACAACUACCCAUCACGCUGGUAAAGGAAUACUUUGUGCACUUUCACGAAAUACAAGCGGAGUUACUCCCCAGUAAUGUUGAAAGAGCAGAGGUGUUGCAGUACCAAGAGAAAGGCUUAACUGGCAAGGACAAAGACAGCCAUAUGCAUGGCAACAAAAAUAGUGUCCUUCCAAACGAUAUGAAUGAAAUGUCAUUAAAAAAAUUAUUAAUUAUGUUAAAGCAGUGCAAAUCGUAUGUACAGGAUGUUAUCGAUAAAAAGAAGAAGGGGAACCUAGAGGUUGGUAGAUACCUACAUAAGGUCUUCUCCAAUGAUUCUUUUUCGACUUUGGAAAAAUUUGACUCAAUAAAUGAAAGCAUCUUGCAAGACAAUUUGAUGAUUUCAUAUCUAUCGAAUCUUGCUCAUUUGCAGUUCCUCAUAGCUGAAAAGUUAAACGCAUCAUCAUUGCAGUGA